Molecule: messenger RNA, 1443 nt
Organism: Coniosporium apollinis CBS 100218
Lineage: Eukaryota; Fungi; Ascomycota; Dothideomycetes
Exons: 1
Coding region: 1-1443 (480 amino acids)
Biological process (GO): protein phosphorylation
Molecular function (GO): protein kinase activity; ATP binding
Source: RefSeq, a predicted model, not a curated record
AUGGGAGACUCUGAGGAGCGGAUUGAGGAAUGUGAGCCGAGCCCUCAGUGCAUCGACGAAGUGGGAACAUGUCCGAAAGGCCUCACCGAAGAAUCACGACGGUUCAUUAAGGAUGCAAAGUUGCGUAUGGAGGCAUCGGAAUGGGGCCUUGGCGAAGCACAACGGCGCCUUGGAGAAUCCCAACGGUGCAAUGACGAAGCACAGCGACGCCUUGGAGAAUCACAACGGACCGUCAAAGAACAACAACGACUGCUUGUAGGAGCACAAUCGGACUUCAGCAAGGCGGCGUGGCUCCUCAAGGCAGAUCUCGAAGCAGCACAGACCGGCACUGAAGAAGAACAGAUGCGUCGCCAAUCGGUGCACGAUCAUAUUCUCCUUGGACAGGGCAAACUUGGAAAACUAAAUCUUGCACUUGAAGAGGUACAAGAGUCAGAACGGCGGGCCGGUGGGAUGGUAGAGCGGCGUCUCGAAGCACUACAGAAGGCCGCUAAGAGAGAAGAACUGCGCGUCACGACAACAUUCAAGGAGAUCAUGGACGAAACAUUCCGCCUGGAUUCGGUUGCCGCGAGCAGAAAUCCCGAUCCCUCAUCAAAGACGACUCUUCGAACUCCUUGUCGUCAGCAGGAAGGUCCCCUCGUCUCUGACUCGCUUACAGAAAACAUCAUAAGCCGCCCUUUCUGCACCCAAAAGUGUCUGCUAGGGCUGGUCCGAGGGGAGUUGCUCGACAAGCAAUGUCCUAACGUGUCUCUCCAUUGCGGCAAGCGGACGGCGUGCGAUCACCUACACAAACAUCGGCUCAAUCUUCAAGACUGGCUGGACAUCUUGCACAAGCAGCUUACUGUAUCGCUAGACGCUAUCUGCGAGGGGCUAGGAAGAGAAGGUGACACGGGCUUUCUGUUGUACAUCGCCCCAAAUUUGCAUGGAUACACUCUUGUCGCGAAAGGCACUACCCGCGACAAAGUACCCUAUCUCCGUCACGAAGCUACGGUCUAUCAGCACAUACGAGCGCUGCAAGGGAUUUGCCUGCCGGUGUAUCUGGGAUCUCUUGAUCUGAUCCAUGCACACGAGUGCGACCACAUGUAUGGACCUCAAGAACUCGUUCACUUGAUGUUUCUGUCUUCGGCGGGAGAGGAUUUGGAUACAGAUAAUGCCUCGAAAGACGACAUAGCGACCUGGACUCGGGAACUUCGCCGCACAGUCGAGGCGGUUAACAAAGCCGGCGUGAUACACAACAGCCUCAAACCCAGCAAUAUGCUUUGGAACAAAGAGGUCGGUCGGCUCAUGUUAGUGGAUUUCGAGCGGGCAGAAAUUUUGACGUCAAGCAAGCGAACGUGCACCGAAGAUGAUACUGAUUGUGGACCUGAAUGGAAGAAGCGCAAAGGUUCGCCCUACAAGUCUGGUCGGACAAGUGAGAAGGGACGGUUGAAGGGAGUAUUUGGGUAG